AAUAACUAUAAAAGAUUGUAUACAUAUAAAUAAAAAAACUGAAUUGUUCACUUAUUUUUAACAAUAUUUUAAUUCAAAUAAUGAUGAUUAUAAUAUUGUUUCUUACUUUAUCAAAUAUAUUUGACUUUAACUGUGCACAACAUCAAACGAACUUACUUGCUGAUAUAGUAAAAUCAAGAUGUACUCACUGGAAGAUUGAACAUGGAGCGACUAAUAUAAAUUGUAGUGAGAUCUGGAAUUCGUUUGAGAACAUUUUAAUUUCUCCUGCUGAUAAAUCACAAUGUCCUAUGAAACCAAAAUCAUACGAUGAUUUUGUUUAUCAAUUAUUUGAAUUGGAACAACAAGAACUACGACAACAACGUACAAUUCAAACUGAAUAUUACUUCCAUUCUCAAGUGAUGGAGGUCAUUCGUGGAAUGUGUAAACGUCUUGGAAUGUGUCGUUCUCUAGAAACUACAUUGCCAGGAUAUCUGUUUGAUGAUUUGAAUUGGUGUAAUAAAACAUUAACAGGCAUGACAAACUAUGGGACUUCAUGUGGAUGCGAUCGUAAAAUUGUUGUUCGGGCUUACUGGGAAAGUGCUUCGGCUGAGUUUGCUAGGAGAGCAUCUGGUAACGUCUUUGUGGUACUGAAUGGCUCGGUCAAGGUUCCAUUUGAUGGAAAUAAAACUUUUGGAAAAAUAGAACUACCACUGUUGAGUGGUCCUCGAGUACGACAAAUAACUGUGAAACUAAUUCAUAGUUUGGAAGAUUUCACUUACCGACAAACGUGUGAAUCGUGGAGUCUGCAACAACUUGCAAACAAACUGAACUCUUCGCAUAUUCCUUUUCUCUGCAUCGAUGAUCCUUUGGAGUUCAGACAUUAUCAAUGCAUCAAAACACCUCACAAGAAGCGAUGUCAGUUUUCAGCUUCGACGAGGUCAAGGGUCGUAGAGACAUUACUAACACUUUUAUCACUAGUCAUUUGUUUAACUUUAUAUACUUGCGUGAGUUGAAAUAACUUUUCAUGAGUAAACUUUGAACAGCGGAAAAGAAAGCAAAUACAACUCAGG
Messenger RNA from Schistosoma mattheei, 1049 nucleotides. The record is from the annotation of a GenBank genome assembly. Lineage: Eukaryota; Metazoa; Platyhelminthes; Trematoda; Strigeidida; Schistosomatidae.